Messenger RNA from Condylura cristata (star-nosed mole), 975 nucleotides. Its product is annotated as olfactory receptor 4K15. Gene Ontology annotation, biological process: G protein-coupled receptor signaling pathway. The transcript has a single exon. Gene Ontology annotation, molecular function: olfactory receptor activity; G protein-coupled receptor activity. NCBI's taxonomy places the organism in Eukaryota, Metazoa, Chordata, Mammalia, Eulipotyphla, Talpidae. The coding region runs from base 1 to 975 and encodes 324 amino acids. The record is from RefSeq and is a predicted model, not a curated record. Gene Ontology annotation, cellular component: membrane.
AUGAGUGAGGCAAAUUAUUCUCGGGUGACCGAAUUUGUGUUGCUGGGAUUCUCCAGCUCCAAGGAGCUGCAGCCCUUACUGUUUGUCAUAUUUUCACUACUCUACCUGGCAAUACUGCUGGGCAACUUUCUCAUCAUCCUCACUGUGACUUCAGAUUCGCGUCUGCACACCCCCAUGUAUUUCCUGCUUGCCAACCUCUCUUUCAUAGAUAUGUGUGUUGCCUCAUUUGCUACCCCCAAAAUGCUUGUGGACUUACUGGUGGAAAGCAAGACCAUUUCUUUUGAAGCUUGCAUGACUCAGAUUUUCUGUGUUCAUUUAUUUGCUGGCGGUGAAAUGGUGCUUCUUGUGUCUAUGGCUUAUGACCGCUAUGUGGCUAUAUGCAAACCUCUCCACUACAUGACGAUCAUGAGUCGCCGCGUGUGUAUUAUUCUCGUCCUCAUUCCAUGGUUGGUCGGUUUAGUGCAUACUCUCAGCCAGUUGGCAUUUACUGUUAACUUGCCGUUCUGUGGCCCGAAUGAGGUCGAUAGCUUUUUCUGUGACCUCCCUUUAGUGACCAAGCUGGCCUGCAUAGACACUUAUGUUAUCAGCAUACUCAUCGUUGCUGACAGUGGCUUCCUCUCUAUGAGUACCUUCCUCUUCUUGGUUGUCUCCUACACUGUGAUACUUAUCACAGUUAGGAAUCGCUCCUCAGCCAGCAUGGCAAAGGCUCGCUCCACGCUGACUGCCCACAUUACUGUGGUCAUACUCUUCUUUGGACCGUGCAUUUUCAUCUAUGUGUGGCCCUUCAGUGGCUAUUCAGUUGACAAAGUCCUUGCUGUGUUCUACACCAUCUUUACUCCCAUUUUGAACCCUGCCAUCUAUACUCUUAGGAACAAAGAAAUGAAGUCAGCUAUGUCAAAACUGAAGAGUCGGUAUCUAAAGCCUGGCCAGGUUUCCGCAGUCAUAAGAAAUGUUCUUUUUCUGGAAGCAAAGUAA